This is a messenger RNA of Brassica oleracea var. oleracea, 1948 nucleotides long. RefSeq lists its product as uncharacterized. The record is from RefSeq and is a predicted model, not a curated record. The transcript has 2 exons. Lineage: Eukaryota; Viridiplantae; Streptophyta; Magnoliopsida; Brassicales; Brassicaceae. Gene Ontology annotation, biological process: defense response. Bases 145 to 1365 code for a protein of 406 amino acids.
UAUUUUUAGUGUUUUCAAUUUACUUUUUCAUUUUAACCUUCAUGCAUUGCUCGCCCUCGUCGUCCCUUCCAAGGACGACGACGGAUCUAUCUUCGUAGCCACCCAAAGAACAAAUUUUAUAGAAACAGUUCUGUCAAGCAAAAAAUGUCUUUUCUUGCACCUUGUCAAAUUCUGGAGCUGAAUGUUAUUUCUGCCCAAGAACUGGCACCAGUGGCACGGUGCAUGAAAACAUAUGCAAUAGCCUGGAUUGACCCGGAGUGUAAACUAACGACUCGGGUAGACAAUACGGGCGGAACAAGCCCUACAUGGAACGACAAGUUUGUGUUUCGUCUAGACGAGGAAGCACUCUACGAUGGUACAUCAAUAGUUGUUAUAGAAAUCUACGCAUUGCAUUGGUUCAAAGAUAUUCACGUCGGAACGGUGCAAACGCUGAUCAGCGAUCUUGUGGACCCUUCUUCCGCGAUGAGAUUUGUUACCCUCGAGGUUCUUCGUGCGUCAGGUCGCCCUCACGGCCUCCUAAACAUUGCCGUGGGGCUCAUCGAUAACUCCGGACAAAGCAUGCCUCUUUUGUUUGAAGAAGAUUUGAUGUUUCACAAGAAAAAAAUAAUAUCUUCAAAACCGGCCGGUCUUCGACGGUCCAAAAGUGAUACAAGCUCAAUGGUGGAAUCACCAAGGAAGAAGGUGGCGCAACAACAAACCCGUGUGAGUUCUACUACAAACUCAGGUUUUGAGAAAGAUGACUUCUCAUCUGAUUCUCAAAUGGUUGUGUAUAAACCACAAAAGAAAACGCCAAAUGCCAUGUUGAAGCAAACGAAGCAUAACGUGUAUGGGACACCAAUGAGACCAAAGAACAAGAAUGCAUAUACUACUCCCAAAAGGAAGAAUAUUGAAUAUGGAACACCAAUGAGGUCGAGACCGGUUGUGAUCACAGAGUCUGAUUUGGGUCCUUCAGCGUCAGUGGUCGCCGCUCAAAUUGCAAAGGAGAAGGCUUUGACAGGGAGAGAUGCAGAGAGUACUGUGAUAAGUGUUGGCGCACGGAGCGUUGAGGGUCUUCGUUCUAAGCUAGAAAGGUGGCAAGCGAAUUUACCUGUUGUUUUAGACGUUGGUUCAAGUUAUCAACCAAGUUCUGACUACAAAACAAGUUCUAACUUCAUCCCUAAAUCGAGUUACAAGCCCAACGAAACCGUCCCGCGGAAUCAACAGAUGAUUGUAGCUCCUCCUCAAAAGCAAGGUGGGACGAAAAAGAAAGGAGGUGAUAACGGAUUGUUUUCAUGUUUUGGUAACAUUUGUGGCAUCGAGUGUUCUAUUGUUUGCGGUGGUUCUAGUGGACAAAAAGCAUCAAGAAGAAUAAAAAAUAAGAAAUGAAACUUUCCAAUUCAUAUUCCUCUGAAUAAUGUUUCGCUCCCUGUGUCUAUAUCUCAAGCUUAUCGAUUUUGCAACUUAAUAAUCAAAUCUGUAAUAGGAUGACAGGGACGAAGGAAUUUCAAAGUUACCAAACUUUAUGAUUCACAUUUUUAAAAAAAUAAAUAACUAGGAUACCUGUACUGAUUAUGUUUAUUUUCCUUUGUUUAAUUCUUUUUAACAAAAUAAAAGGAAAACAUUGCUACGAAUAUUGUGAUGAUGCCCAUUAUGAAAAAUGAUAGAUAUAUUUGUUCUCCAAAUUUUACUUAUUCUCCUAGCUAUACUUUCUUUUUAAACUAUUGUACUCAGGUUCAUUACUCAUAGAAUAAGACACAUUUCUGUAUUCUUAUGUUGUUUACUUAUACCUUUGUUAUCAACAUAAGACCUUAGCCGAUGAACAAAAUUCAAAUUUAUAACAAAGUGGAUGAUUGGUUGGACUGUAUCGCUAGAAUUUAGUUCCUAGGAUUAAGUGUGUCUGAUUUAAAUUAUUAUUAUUAUUCUGAUUUAAAUUAUUUCAUAAGACAAUAUAUUGAUAUUUAAAUGCGUU